AUGAUCUGUAUGGAAGAAAAGUCACCUUCCGACAUGUUCCGAGGAACCACUACUAGUUGCACUGAUCACUCCUACUGCACCGAGUGCACGGUCCGUUACGUGACGACCAAGGUAGACGAAAACGUAGCGAGGAUCAAGUGUCCUGACGUGGCUUGCACGCAACUGAUGGAGCCUUACAUGUGUCGUGAUGUGAUUCCAAAGGACUUGUUCGAGCGCUGGGACAAAGCCUUGUGCGAGUCGUUGAUCAUGUCUUCGGAGAGAGUGUACUGUCCGUUUGAGAAUUGCUCGGCUGUGAUGGUGGUGGACGAUGAAGAUGAUGAUGAUAAAGUUACGAAGACUGAGUGUCCGUCUUGUCAUAGACUGUUUUGCGCUCAAUGUAAGGUGCCAUGGCACGCAUGGAGUUGGUGUAAGAAGAUGGCGACGAAUAGCGACAAAGAAGAUGCUUUGUUGAUAGGUUUGGCUGAGGAGAAGCAGUGGAGGAGGUGUCCUAAUUGCAAAUUCUACGUUGAGAAAGCCUCUGGUUGUUUUCAUAUAAGUUGCAGGUGUGGUGUCCAGUUUUGCUAUAGUUGUGGAUCAUCGUGGGUUAGUGUUCUGCACUCAUGCAAAGUCACUUGUACGUAA
Molecule: messenger RNA, 621 nt
Organism: Eruca vesicaria subsp. sativa (arugula)
Lineage: Eukaryota; Viridiplantae; Streptophyta; Magnoliopsida; Brassicales; Brassicaceae
Source: the annotation of a GenBank genome assembly